Molecule: messenger RNA, 697 nt
Organism: Puntigrus tetrazona (Sumatra barb)
Lineage: Eukaryota; Metazoa; Chordata; Actinopteri; Cypriniformes; Cyprinidae
Product: nuclear pore membrane glycoprotein 210-like
Exons: 6
Coding region: 1-579 (192 amino acids)
Cellular component (GO): nuclear pore
Source: RefSeq, a predicted model, not a curated record
AUGUGUCUGCCUGACUUUAGGGUGUCCUCUGAGCCUGAGACUGUCAGGGUGUAUCCGCUCUCCUCACUCAGUCCUCCGGCUCUGCUGCACCUCUCCUCCUGCAGAACCGGUAACAUUCUGCGCUGUGAUGUCAUUAUUAAUCAGACUGAAAGCAUUCAGGUUGUCACAGCCGUUCGGCAACUUUUUACCGACGACCCUCCUCUGCCGUUAUCGGUCCGGGCGGUCCGGAAGGUAGGAAAUACUUUUAGCUGUCUGGCUGGCUUGGAAUUUAAUUGGCGGCUGGCAAAGGAGCCUGACGCAACACAGGCAGUGAGGUUUGUGCGUCAGCAUGAUGCAGGGUACGCUCCUCCACCUCAUAUCCUGUUUCUAGAAGCUACUGGUCAGCGGGGAGAGAGUGUCUUGCUGUAUGGGAUUCACAGUGGUUCAGCCCUUAUAAAAGUGUCUUUUCUGCCCCUGAACGUAAGACUGCACCUGAGUCCGGUGGGAGAUGCAUUCCCUGCUGCAGGGAUCCACCAUCAGAUACACUCUGGAAAGCAGCAAGAAGGAGAGACUGAGGUCAAUCUGUCCGAGGAAGGAUAAGGUCUGGAUGUGGACGGAUACAAGGGCAGAAUGUACGAUCAUGACAUCAUAUCUGUUGAGAGGGAAACAGCUACUGUCAAUGCCCUCCAGCUGGGUCAUGCGACACUAACAGUAACAC